Messenger RNA from Lactuca saligna, 1023 nucleotides. The record is from the annotation of a GenBank genome assembly. Lineage: Eukaryota; Viridiplantae; Streptophyta; Magnoliopsida; Asterales; Asteraceae.
AUGGGGGCAUCACUUUUUACUUUCUCCUCCACCUCAAGAAGAGUCAUCCCAGCUCCAAACUCUCCUCCUCUUCCCAUAUACAUCAAAGCCACAAAUGUCAUCUUCAACCCUGAUAUACCAGAUGUUCAUCGCGGUCUUGGACUUGAUGAUUUUGUCAAUUUUCUAGUAUCUUGCAGACUUCGAUAUUCUAUCAGUGAGUUUCCAUCAGAGUUCUUUCCCGAACAAGUAUGUGAGUUCUACUACACCGCAACAGUCAAUAAUGAAAACAACAUCAUCUCUGGCACUAUUGGGCGUGGCCGUCGCUCAGUUUUCAUCAACGCUGAUCUCCUCCGUACUGCACUCAGAUUACCAAUUUUUGAACCAUUCUCUGAGCUUCCAACUAUUGAAAGCUGUCGACACCUCUUUGACCAACUGGGCUAUGAUCACUCCAAGGCUGGUGCUCGACCAGCUCUCAUUCUACGUCAAUGUAUGACUCCUGGAUGGAAGUUCUUCACCGGGGCACUUUGUAAGUGUAUAGGCCACAAAUCUCGCAGUGGUGAUCAACUGAGUGCUUUUGAGCAACAAGUGGUAUGUUCACUUCUCCUCAACAAACGUGUUGAUUAUAGGGCCUUCUUCUUCGAUAAGCUUGUCCAACUUCUUCAGGCCAAUGUAAGAGCUGAUCAUGUUCCGUUUCCAUGCUGGAUUACUCUUUUCCUGGAUAAAUUUUAUGCUGAAGCCUAUUACUCACAUGCUGGAAACCCCAUCCAAUGCCCACGCAUGUUAGUACGAAUGUAUCAGGAUGAUCCACUAGCCAAUGGCAUCGUCAUCUCUAAUCGGAUGCGAGAAUGGAUCGUGAAUCCAUAUAUCGUUCCUUCACUAAACGCUGACACUGACGAAGGAGCUGCUGAUAACGACGAACUUAAUGCUGAAAUACAAGAAGGUGGUCAUAUCUCCCCUCAAAUUUCUCAUCAUACCAUUUAUGUCACUAAAAGGGUUCAUUCAGCUCAUGGGGAGUCAUCUGCUCAGGGGGAGCAACCACCAUAG